AUGAACAACAACAAAAAUAAAACACACACCGAUGUAAGUUCCCUUUUACGAAAUAAAAUGAUAACAACAAGUUUAAACAAUACUUUGCAACAAAAUAGUCAUAUACCACAAUUUACUAAACUUGGUGGUAUCGACUAUUUAAAGAAAAGUGUAGAGAAAUACAUAUAUAAUCCAAUUAUGAAAAGGGCGGAAUAUACUUAUAUUGGACAGACACCACCCAUGACUCUACUUAUUUAUGGAGCUAGUGGUGUAGGAAAAUCUUUUUUGGUACAUUCAAUUAGUCAAGAAUACCAGAUACCAAUUAUUUUAGGAAAUCUAAGUAAUGAAAAAGAAGUUAGAGAAACAUUUAGAAAAGGAGAUAUUAAUGAUAAAUCAAUAAUAUUAUUUGACAAUCUUGAUUGUCUUGAUGAAGAAGAUAGCUCUAAAACAACGAAUCAAUUAUCAGAAUGUUUAAAUAAUUAUAGAGGCAAAUCUUUGGUCAUUGGAAUAAUUGAAAAUUUGGCUAAAUUGCCGAAAUCGUUAAAACGUUUUGAUAACGAAUUGCUUAUAAAAAUACCAUCUAUUAAAGAAAGAAAAGAAAUAUGUUUGUUUUUUGCUGAAAAUAUUACACACAGAAUUGAUAAUUGGGAAGUUAUUGCACAAAUGACCCCGGGAUAUACACCUAGAGAUUUAAAAAAGCUUUUUAAGUUGGCAGCAAGUGUUGCUGUGUCUGAUAAUAAGAAAUUUAUUGAAUUAUCUGAUUUUGAGGCCAGUCUUAAAGAAAUAAAAAAACAAGAUGGAAACAUAACAUUUGAUAGUAUUGGGUCUUUGGAUGAUGUCAAAGAAGAACUCAAGAUGAGCAUUAUUUAUCCAUCGAAAUAUCCUGAAAAGUUUAAAAAAAUGGGAAUUAAUAAACCAUCGGGAGUUUUGCUUUAUGGCCCACCUGGAUGCGGAAAAACAUUGUUAGCUAAAGCCGUGUCAAAUAUGAGUCAUUGUAAUUUUAUCAGUGUCAGGGGACCAGAGUUAAUUAGUAAAUUUGUCGGUGAUUCUGAGAAAGAGAUAAGAGAUUUAUUUGGAAAAGCAAAACAUCUACAGCCCUGUGUAAUAUUUUUCGAUGAGAUUGAUUCUUUGUGUCAAAAACGAAACAAUAAUGAUUUUUGUAAUAGAAUUGUUAAUCAAAUAUUGACAUUAUUAGACGGCCUUGAGGAUCGUGGAGACGUAUAUCUAAUAGGUGCCACAAAUAGAUUAGAAAUAUUAGACCAGGCUUUACUUAGACCGGGUAGAUUUGAUAAAAUUAUUGAGGUACCACUUCCUUCACAGUCUGGAUGUAUUGAAAUUUUCAAAAAGUGUAUUCGAAAUAUUCCUAUAGAAGAUUUUGAUGUCUCCGAAUUACCGUUAUUUGGACUUAGUGGUGCAGAAAUAUCUGGUGUUGCAAAAGAAGCUGGAUUGAUAUGCUUAAAAACAAAUUUUGAUAGUAAUGACAUGGUAAUUUCUAAAGAACAUGUUAUUGAGGCUAUAAAUAAGUACAAACUAAGUAGAAAUAAAUAA
Messenger RNA from Vairimorpha ceranae, 1527 nucleotides. Its product is annotated as transitional endoplasmic reticulum atpase. Gene Ontology annotation, cellular component: nucleus. Gene Ontology annotation, molecular function: RNA binding; ATP binding; ATP hydrolysis activity. The coding region runs from base 1 to 1527 and encodes 508 amino acids. The transcript has a single exon. The record is from RefSeq and is a predicted model, not a curated record. NCBI's taxonomy places the organism in Eukaryota, Fungi, Microsporidia, Nosematidae. Gene Ontology annotation, biological process: ribosome biogenesis.